Messenger RNA from Calypte anna (Anna's hummingbird), 3376 nucleotides. RefSeq names its product gephyrin (gene GPHN). Gene Ontology annotation, biological process: glycine receptor clustering; molybdenum incorporation into molybdenum-molybdopterin complex; gamma-aminobutyric acid receptor clustering. The record is from RefSeq and is a predicted model, not a curated record. Lineage: Eukaryota; Metazoa; Chordata; Aves; Apodiformes; Trochilidae. Gene Ontology annotation, cellular component: dendrite; postsynaptic specialization; cytosol. Gene Ontology annotation, molecular function: molybdopterin molybdotransferase activity. The coding region runs from base 71 to 2500 and encodes 809 amino acids. The transcript has 25 exons.
CCCCUUACCCCCCCCUACCCCCCCCCCUCUCCGCUCGGUCUCUGUCAGUGCGGUGGCUGCGCCGGGAAACAUGGCGUCGGAGGGGAUGAUUUUAACGAACCACGACCACCAAAUCCGCGUCGGGGUCCUCACAGUGAGUGACAGUUGCUUCAGGAACCUUGCCGAGGAUCGUAGUGGGAUAAAUCUUAAAGAUCUGGUCCAAGACCCUUCUUUGUUGGGUGGGACUAUAUCUGCAUACAAGAUAGUGCCAGACGAAAUAGAUGAAAUCAAGGAGACGCUGAUAGAUUGGUGUGAUGAAAAGGAACUCAAUUUGAUUUUAACAACUGGAGGAACAGGGUUUGCACCACGAGAUGUCACUCCAGAGAAAUUCCCAACAUUCCCAUUAUGUGGGCUCCAGAGAGGGGCCACUAAAGAAGUAAUAGAACGAGAAGCCCCUGGUAUGGCCCUGGCAAUGCUGAUGGGAUCACUUAAUGUUACUCCUUUGGGUAUGCUCUCUAGACCUGUGUGUGGAAUCAGAGGGAAGACUCUCAUAAUUAAUUUGCCAGGUAGCAAGAAAGGGUCACAGGAAUGCUUUCAGUUUAUACUGCCAGCCCUACCUCACGCCAUUGAUCUUUUGCGAGAUGCCAUUGUAAAAGUAAAGGAGGUGCACGAUGAGCUUGAAGAUCUACCUUCACCACCACCUCCUCUUUCUCCUCCUCCAACCACCAGCCCUCACAAGCAGACAGAAGACAAAGGAGUACAGUGUGAGGAAGAGGAGGAAGAGAAGAAGGAUAGUGGAGUUGCCUCAACAGAGGAUAGUUCUUCUUCACAUAUAACGGCAGCAGCCAUUGCAGCUAAGAAGCAUCCAUCCUACACCAGUUCAGCUGUUAUCAUGGCAAAAGGUGAACAGCCCAUCCCUGGUCUCAUCAGUUAUUGCCAUCACGCUGCAGGCAGUGCAGGAGAUCCGAUUCCAGAUUCCAUCAUCUCUCGUGGUGUUCAGGUGCUCCCACGUGAUACAGCCUCCCUCAGUACUACUCCUUCAGAAUCUCCUCGUGCCCAGGCCACCUCUCGUCUCUCCACUGCAUCCUGCCCGACACCAAAAGUCCAGUCUAGGUGCAGCAGCAAAGAGAACAUCCUCAGAGCAAGUCACAGUGCUGUUGACAUUACCAAGGUAGCAAGAAGACACCGCAUGUCUCCAUUCCCAUUGACAUCUAUGGACAAGGCCUUCAUCACAGUUCUGGAGAUGACCCCAGUGCUUGGAACAGAAAUCAUCAAUUACAGAGAUGGAAUGGGACGAGUCCUUGCUCAAGAUGUAUAUGCAAAAGAUAAUCUACCACCAUUUCCAGCAUCAGUAAAAGAUGGCUACGCUGUCAGAGCUGCUGAUGGCCCAGGAGACCGAUUCAUCAUAGGGGAAUCCCAGGCUGGUGAGCAGCCAACUCAGACUGUGAUGCCUGGUCAGGUAAUGCGUGUUACAACUGGUGCUCCAAUUCCAUGUGGUGCUGAUGCAGUGGUGCAAGUGGAAGACACAGAGCUCAUCAGGGAAUCAGACGAUGGCACUGAAGAACUAGAGGUUCGAAUCCUGGUGCAGGCUCGACCAGGCCAAGAUAUCAGACCUAUAGGACAUGACAUUAAAAGAGGUGAAUGUGUGCUGGCUAAAGGAACCCACAUGGGUCCAUCUGAGAUUGGCCUCUUAGCAACUGUUGGAGUAACUGAAGUAGAAGUUAACAAGUUUCCAGUGGUUGCAGUCAUGUCAACAGGGAAUGAGCUACUGAAUCCUGAAGAUGACCUCUUGCCAGGAAAGAUUCGGGACAGUAACCGUUCAACUCUCCUAGCUACCAUCCAAGAACAUGGCUAUCCAACAAUCAACUUGGGAAUCGUAGGAGAUAAGAAGCCAGAUGUUUUUAAAGAAGAAGGCACACAGAGCUUCCAGAACACUGCGGAGACAGGCCUACCAGAUUGCCCAGAUGAUUUACUGAAUGCACUGAAUGAGGGUAUCAGCCGUGCUGAUGUGAUCAUUACAUCAGGAGGUGUAUCUAUGGGGGAAAAGGACUAUCUUAAGCAGGUGCUGGAUAUUGAUCUUCAUGCACAGAUUCACUUUGGCAGAGUUUUUAUGAAACCAGGCCUGCCAACAACUUUUGCAACUCUGGAUAUUGAUGGCGUAAGAAAAAUAAUCUUUGCCCUCCCAGGCAACCCUGUGUCAGCUGUUGUCACCUGCAAUCUUUUUGUUGUUCCUGCACUGAGGAAAAUGCAGGGUAUCCUGGAUCCUCGGCCCACCAUAAUCAAAGCCAGGUUAUCAUGUGAUGUAAAAUUGGACCCCCGCCCAGAAUAUCACCGGUGCAUACUGACUUGGCAUCACCAAGAACCACUACCUUGGGCACAGAGUACAGGGAAUCAGAUGAGCAGUCGUCUGAUGAGUAUGCGCAGUGCCAAUGGACUGUUGAUGCUACCUCCAAAGACAGAGCAGUAUGUGGAGCUUCACAAGGGGGAGGUGGUGGAUGUCAUGGUCAUUGGAAGGCUAUGAUGUCACCAGCAAGAUCGAAGCUUUGAUGCAUGUCCACAUAUCAUUGACUGUAUCCUGUAAUAUGCAAUGGCACAGCUAGUUUUUCUGAAUUGGAUAAAAGUUGAUCAGUAUAGUCAACAUCUUGAAUUAUAUUUCAAAUGGAAUUUAAAUAAAUACCUUUUAAAAAAAAAACUUUAAAACAAAUCUUAACAAAGAAGUUUAUUCUGAUUAUAUCAAAGCAACUUUUUCCUUUCCUUGCAAUUGCUUUGUGUGUUCAAUGCUAGUUCUAAUAGCGGUAGCUUUUAGUGGACAGCAGUAGGUGCCUGCAGAACUUGUGUUUUUUCUCAUCUUUAAGAUACAACUACUUAUGCUCUUAAAACAAGGCUGUCUGCUUAUUUAUACUAGCGUAGACAACACUUGGAUUUCCCUUAUUAGUAUGCUUCAUAACCGCUUCACAGAGAGCUUCUGCUUGUUCUUUAUCUUGUAUCUCGUGUUGAUGUGCACAGUGCCAAAAGCAGAGUGGCUGCGCUGGGAACCCGAUGAAGCCCCGAGGUUUCCUCACCUCGCCGCGCGUUCAGGGAUCUCUCUUGUCCCAGCAGCCACCCAGCUCAGUACUCUUGGGCAGUAACUGGAUACCUUUUAUUUCAACGAAGAAAAAAAAUUGCUUCCUUAAGUGCUGACAGCCUUUUUAACCAAUACAUUUAAAAAUGUACAGAACUAAAAACUUAAAAAAAAUCAAAGACUGAUCUUGUACAGAUAUUAGUGUUACCAGCAUUCGUGUGGAAAUUAAAUGAGUAAAGAAAUAAAACUAAUGUUAAACAACUCUGUACCAUAACAUUUUCUGUAAUGAUAUUGAAACUCAAAUGAAUAAAAAAAAUCCUCAAUCAUUAUUUAAAA